Molecule: messenger RNA, 1676 nt
Organism: Drosophila novamexicana
Lineage: Eukaryota; Metazoa; Arthropoda; Insecta; Diptera; Drosophilidae
Gene: TfAP-2
Product: transcription factor AP-2-epsilon
Exons: 8
Coding region: 15-1409 (464 amino acids)
Biological process (GO): anatomical structure development; regulation of transcription by RNA polymerase II; regulation of cell population proliferation
Cellular component (GO): nucleus
Molecular function (GO): DNA-binding transcription factor activity, RNA polymerase II-specific; RNA polymerase II transcription regulatory region sequence-specific DNA binding
Source: RefSeq, a predicted model, not a curated record
AACAACAAACAAUAAUGCAUAUCUUACACCGGACCAAUGACCAUCAAUUUGAGGAUCAAAAAUUUAUGAUGGAACGCCUUAGUGGCCAUGGUAGCUUGGGCCUGUCAAGUAGUAGCCCGGCCUAUACAACCCAUUCAGGUGGGCAUUCAGGUAGAGGAGGACCAACGUCCGGACACAGUGGACACAGCGGCACCCAUGGGUCGGCAGCUACCAUGCAUCACCAAUCACUGCAGUCUGAUUUUCAGCCCCCGUAUUUUCCUCCACCUUUUCAUCACUCAGCUCAAAGCCCUCCUCAGCAACAGAAUCAUGGACCGCUCGAGUACUUAGGAACGGAUCCCUACGGCCAGCCGCUCUCCUCAUUGCACCAUGCACCCCUUCAUCACUACAAUCAGUUGGCGGGCCUCAGGUCCACACAGGAUCAACUGGGUAUUCACAGAACUCAUAGGGACGACUUGCAAGGACAUGUUACCCAACUAUCCCAUGGUUUUCCGUACACGGAAAGAAGAAGUGAUUACGGCAGUGCAAUAUCAGCAGGAGCAGCACACGGCACCAGACUUGGACAUGAACACGAAUCUCUGGCCUUACAUCAAGCGCUGCAGAAUGCGGUUGAUGAUGUCCAAGCUCCUGCCCUGGAUGACAAUGUCGCUUUCAUGUCAGACUUACCUCUGAUAAAAAGCAUGAAAAGUGGGAAGGAGGCUGGAAACAUAGGCUCCGGAUCGCCCAGCGAAGUGUUCUGUGCCGUCCCGGGUCGACUCAGUCUUCUGUCAAGUACAUCGAAAUACAAGGUAACAAUUGCGGAAGUCCAGCGGAGAUUGUCGCCGCCCGAAUGCCUGAACGCAUCUCUACUUGGUGGUGUACUAAGGAGGGCAAAGAGCAAAAAUGGAGGCCGACUCUUAAGGGAAAAGCUCGAGAAGAUCGGCCUGAAUCUGCCGGCCGGACGGCGAAAAGCAGCAAACGUGACACUGCUCACAUCUUUAGUCGAGGGAGAAGCAACGCACUUGGCCAAAGACUUUCACUUCGUUUGUGAAACUGAGUUCCCAGCUAGACAAUUGGCAGAAUAUAUUGUGCGGCAUCAAACAGAGCCCCAGGAUUCCUAUCGGCGGAAAGAAAUUAUACUUCACUCACAACAAAUUACAAAAGAGUUGAUGCAAAUAUUGAGUCAAGAUCGAACCACUCACUUUGGGACAAGAUCACAGCAUUUGUUGGAGCCCUCAAUGCAGCGACACUUAACACACUUUUCCUUAAUAACGCACGGAUUCGGUUCCCCUGCAAUAAUAGCCGUGCUGCAUGCUUUUCAGACAUUUCUGAAUGAAUCACUGAAUUAUUUGGAAAAAUUGUACCCUUCGAAUGGGGGCGGAAUGGUAUCUUCAUCUCUGGAUAAAAGUAAACUUGACAACGAUAAAAAAUGAUAGACUAUACUGCAACGCAAGAGCAACUCGUAUUUAAAAAAGAAAACUUUUAAUACAAAUUUAGGUACAAUAUCUAUUCUAAUAAGUACUAAAUUAUUGUAAAUGUAUUUAGUUUAGUGUAAAUUAUUGGAAAUUUGUAAAACCGUAAUUUUAAAGUACAUAUUAAAUGCAUAUGUACACACUUAUUAUGUAUUAUGAUUUCUUUGAAUUAGAAAAGUGAAUCAACGUGUUUCCGUCAAAAGUCACCAAGGGUUUUACAACACUUUA